GAGUUUCAAGUUUCCACUCGCGGGGCGGGGGCAGGCGGCGGGCGCGCGGCGAGCUUCGGGCCGCGCGGCUCCGCUUCGUUCACUGCGGGCUUCGGACUCGGGCUGGCCCGCGGCGUCCUCGUCCCGCGGGGAAAGCUUCGCGAAGGCCCCGCAGCGCGUAUUCUCCCCCCAACCCCCGGCUGAGGCCCACUCGAUUCCGCCCGGGGCGGCCGGGAGACACGCUCGCGGGGUUGGCGCUCGAGCCCCGGCCUCGCCCCGCCACUGGCGGCCCGCGGGAGGAGGGGGCGCAGGGCGGCCCCGCCUUCCCCCCCGAGGAGGCGCCGGGCGGCCAUAUUGCCGAGCUGUCUGCGGCGGCUGCGGCGCGUCUUCUCUCAGGCGGCUCAGGGCUCGCACCGCCGACUCUCCGCUCGUUCGCCGCCAGCCACGACGCCCCCGCCGAGCCGCGCCUCAGCCAGCCGGCGGCGGGCAGGGAAGGAGCCACUCAUUUUCGGGGCUAUAAUUGUUUAUAGAAGUGAAGAGUUUCUAAAGAAGGUAACAAACAAGAAAAAGAAAAUGCCGAAGCCAAUCAAUGUAAGAGUAACUACAAUGGACGCUGAGCUAGAAUUUGCCAUCCAGCCCAAUACAACUGGCAAACAACUUUUUGACCAGGUUGUAAAAACAGUUGGCUUACGUGAGGUCUGGUUUUUUGGGCUGCAAUAUGUAGACAGCAAAGGAUAUUCUACAUGGCUUAAAUUGAAUAAAAAGGUAACACAGCAAGAUGUUAAAAAAGAAAAUCCUUUACAGUUCAAGUUUAGAGCUAAAUUCUUUCCUGAAGAUGUUUCUGAGGAAUUGAUUCAAGAAAUAACACAGAGACUUUUCUUCUUGCAAGUUAAAGAAGCCAUCUUAAAUGAUGAGAUAUAUUGCCCACCAGAAACUGCAGUUCUUUUGGCUUCGUAUGCUGUCCAAGCCAAGUAUGGAGAUUAUAAUAAAGAGAUUCACAAACCAGGCUAUCUGGCUAAUGACAGACUCUUACCACAGCGUGUUUUGGAACAACACAAACUGACCAAAGAGCAGUGGGAGGAGAGAAUACAGAACUGGCAUGAGGAACACAGAGGGAUGCUAAGGGAAGAUUCGAUGAUGGAAUACUUGAAGAUUGCGCAAGAUCUAGAGAUGUAUGGUGUCAACUACUUUGAAAUCAAGAAUAAGAAGGGUACUGAGCUGUGGCUAGGUGUUGAUGCUUUAGGCCUGAAUAUUUAUGAACAUGAUGACAAGUUAACACCUAAAAUUGGUUUUCCCUGGAGUGAAAUCAGAAAUAUUUCAUUUAAUGACAAAAAAUUCGUUAUAAAGCCAAUUGACAAAAAGGCACCUGAUUUUGUCUUCUAUGCACCUCGUCUGAGAAUCAAUAAACGAAUUUUGGCCUUAUGUAUGGGAAACCAUGAACUGUACAUGCGAAGGAGAAAGCCUGAUACUAUUGAAGUACAGCAGAUGAAGGCUCAGGCCCGGGAGGAAAAGCAUCAGAAGCAGCUAGAAAGGGCACAAUUAGAGAAUGAAAAGAAGAAACGAGAAAUAGCAGAAAAGGAAAAGGAAAGAAUAGAACGUGAAAAGGAAGAGCUGAUGGAGCGUCUGAGGCAGAUCGAAGAGCAAACAGUGAAAGCCCAGAAAGAACUAGAAGAACAGACUCGGAAAGCUCUAGAACUGGAGCAGGAGCGCCAGCGAGCAAAAGAGGAGGCAGAGCGGCUAGACAGGGAGCGCCGGGCUGCAGAAGAAGCCAAGUCUGCAAUCGCCAAGCAAGCUGCUGACCAGAUGAAGAACCAGGAGCAGCUGGCAGCAGAACUUGCCGAAUUCACUGCCAAGAUUGCACUUUUAGAAGAAGCCAAGAAGAAAAAGGAAGAGGAAGCUACUGAGUGGCAGCACAAAGCUUUUGCAGCUCAGGAAGACUUGGAAAAGACCAAAGAAGAGCUAAAAACUGUGAUGUCUGCGCCACCUCCACCUCCCCCUCCUCCAGUCAUCCCUCCCACGGAGAACGAGCAUGACGAGCAGGACGAGAACAGUGCGGAGGCCAGCGCCGAGCUGUCCAGCGAGGGGGUGAUGAACCACCGAAGCGAGGAGGAGCGGGUCACCGAAACCCAGAAGAAUGAACGCGUGAAGAAGCAGCUCCAGGCAUUGAGUUCAGAAUUAGCCCAAGCUAGAGAUGAAACCAAGAAGACACAGAACGAUGUUCUUCACGCUGAGAAUGUCAAGGCCGGCCGUGAUAAGUACAAGACCCUUCGGCAGAUUCGACAAGGCAAUACGAAGCAGCGCAUCGAUGAGUUUGAAGCCAUGUGAGAGCUGUUCUUGUGAUCCAUGUCCUUCAUAAGCUGAACCACCACCAGAGAAAAGCAGGCCUGUGCAGUGCAGAUGCAAUGGAACGCAUCCCACCUUGCCAAAGCACUCAUACCAGUCGACUGUGCUCACUAGCAGGACACUGAAGGGUGUCCUUCAUCAUUAAGGCAGUGUGAUGUCAUGUUUGGUCAUUUUUCUUUUGUCCAGGGAAUGGAUAAUGACAUUCUGUCACCCACCCUUUUGUACAUUUUUCACUUUUUGUUUGUUUCAUCUUUUUCAGUUGAAUAUUAAUACUAAUGGCCACGUCUGACAAAUGUGUGUAUGUGCUUUGAGCACUGUGUACAUCUUAGGAUAAUGGUGGACAUUUCAGUGCAUGUUUAGCUAAUGAACUUAGUUUUCUUUGCCCUUUCCAUGUUGUAGGCUACAUACAUCUCCAUGUUCAUUCUCAUGUUUUUUGUCAGUGUGACCUUCUCAUGCCCUGUCAUGAUAGAGCUGUAAUUCUGGUGUCACACGGAUCACUUACUGGAGGUGUAUAAUAUGAGAUAGUGAGGCAGACAGACAGACAGACAGACAUGGGACUACAUCAUAAGAUGAUUAGAAUGUUGGACAGCGUAGUAUGCAGCCAGUGGUUAGUUAUUACAAAGAUCCCUUAGUUACUGUAUUGUUUGCUUUCCUUAAGUGCAGUCAUCUCUGAUAGCUUGAGUGAUGGUGUUUCAAAUCCUGUAGUCCUAUGGUGGCUUUCCUUGCCUGUUACUUUAGAGAUCUAGCCACUAGGCAGUCGCUUCUAAGAAAAUUAUUGAUGAAGUGGCCUUGUAAGUACAUGGUCUCUGAAAAAAAUUCAAGUUUUGUUCUUAGGAUGUCCAAUAGAAGAUAACUGUGGAUGAUAACUAAUUCUAAUUGUUGAAGGGGGAAAAAAACCCAAACCUUGGCCUUUCUGCAAGGGCAGCAUAUGGAAACAUCAACUCUGAGAACAAAAUACUACCUCACUCUUUACGUACGUGGUGACUGUACGCACAGUCUGUGCUGCAUGUCUGUCACCCAUACGCAGUCUCAAUCAUGGCCUUCACUGAGUGCUUUUGAGAUCCCAGUGCUAAUGUUUUAACUGCCUUUCUGUUGAACUGUGGGGCUCUGAUUUGUGUCUAGAUUAUUGUAUAUUCUCACUGGUAUGCUGUUCCCUGGGGGGUGUUCUGUGUCCGACGCUGAGUGACCCUUUGUGAGAAAGACGUUGCCUUUGCAGUACAUGAAACAUCCCAUUCUUUGUUCUUGAUGGGAUAGGGGUCGUUAUUGUAGCAUAUUUGGUUUCUAAAUCACUGCUUAUUUUUAUUUGCAAUCUCUAAAAACAAAUUUUAUUUCAAUUACGUCUUACUGAAGAAGUCUUUCCAGCUAGAAAGAUGUUCUGACACUGUCUGAUCGUGAAGCACCUGAAUUUACAGAAGAUGCAGAAAGCCUCGUUUUCUCUGCGUGGUUCAGCUACUUUCCAUUUGGUAUUAUGCACUCAAACUUAACAUUUAUCUAUUAAAAUUGCCAUUUCAUUAAGCAAUUUUCACGCACAGUAGAUUCAACUUGUUUUUUGUGCUGUUUUUUGAUUUUUGCUGACUUAAAAAGGAUUAAUUUGGGCAGACAUUAUAAAAAGGAAAGGGUUAAUAUAUUUUUGGACUCUGUAGGACAAAAGAGAACUGGUUAACCUUGAAGUGACUGUUGUACAGUGGCUGUGCACGUGCUUCAGACUCAUUUGCGAGGGAAUGCUUUCUGUAUGAGAGGGAGACGGUAGGCCUUACCACUCAGACCUGGACGUAUAAGUGCUCACUUUUCCAACACAUCACAGCGAUAGUCCUUAUUGCUAAAGGACUUGGCUUCCCUCGGAGUUUUACUGAUUUAUUUUUUUCUCUUUGCAUUGUGUACAUUAUCAUUGCUACAUCAGUUGUUACAGUGUUGAAAGGCUACCAGUUAUAUUUGCUGUUAAUAGUCUAUUUGUAGAUUAGGAUUAAAGUGGGUUUAAUCCAUUUUUAUAGCUGUAUGAAUUUUUCUAAACAGGAACAGCCAUUUGCAAAAUGGGUUUUCAUAGUGAUUGCAUCAAUUAUAACAUUUAUCAUUAGCAGUUGAGAGCACAUGUUCAUAUAGCAAUGUAAAAACCUACUAAUGAGUAUUUGGUAAUUUCCCAUUAGCAUAAUUUUAUGUUGUACAAGUAAAUUACAAUUCCAUCUCUAAUCUUGGAUAAUACUGGUUGGUUAACAAUAAAGUGACAAAAGCUCCCGCCUUGGA
Molecule: messenger RNA, 4563 nt
Organism: Mus musculus (house mouse)
Lineage: Eukaryota; Metazoa; Chordata; Mammalia; Rodentia; Muridae
Gene: Rdx
Product: radixin
Exons: 14
Coding region: 553-2304 (583 amino acids)
Biological process (GO): positive regulation of protein catabolic process; positive regulation of early endosome to late endosome transport; establishment of protein localization to plasma membrane
Cellular component (GO): microvillus; cell tip; T-tubule
Molecular function (GO): ATPase binding; cytoskeletal protein binding; actin binding
Source: RefSeq, marked validated